Messenger RNA from Danaus chrysippus (African queen), 1323 nucleotides. NCBI's taxonomy places the organism in Eukaryota, Metazoa, Arthropoda, Insecta, Lepidoptera, Nymphalidae. The record is from the annotation of a GenBank genome assembly.
AUGAUGACUGAAAAUAGAAUUAGUUCAAGUAAUCACGUCGGAAACAUGAGCAGUCAGAAAGGAGAAGUCGAUAAAACUGUAGAAGAUAUUGGGUGGAAAGCAAAAUUAAAACUACCCCCCAAAGACAGAAGACUUAAAACCAGUGAUGUAACUGACACAAGAGGAAAUGAGUUUGAAGAGUUUUGUCUUAAAAGAGAAAUUUUGAUGGGAAUUUUUGAAAAGGGAUGGGAGAAGCCAUCUCCUAUUCAAGAGGCUUCAAUUCCCAUUGCACUUAGCGGUAAAGAUGUUCUGGCCAGAGCAAAGAAUGGUACUGGCAAAACAGGCGCUUAUUGUAUUCCAGUUUUAGAACAGGUUGAUCCAAAAAAAGAUGCUAUACAAGCCCUUAUAGUGGUGCCGACCAGAGAGCUAGCACUGCAAACAUCACAAAUUUGCAUUGAACUGGCAAAACACACAGACAUUCGUGUAAUGGUCACCACAGGAGGAACUAACUUAAGAGAUGAUAUAAUGCGCAUUUAUCAAAAUGUCCAAGUAAUAAUAGCCACACCGGGGCGUAUGAUUGAUCUCAUGGACAAACAAGUAGCCAAGAUGGACCAGUGCAGGAUGCUGGUGCUAGAUGAAGCUGACAAACUCCUCUCUCAGGACUUCAAAGGCAUGUUGGAUACUGUUAUCUCACGGCUACCAAAAGAACGUCAAAUUUUGCUGUUCUCAGCAACCUUUCCACUAAAUGUAAAAAAGUUUAUGGAGAAACAUUUAAGAGAACCAUAUGAGAUUAAUCUCAUGGAAGAGUUAACAUUGAAAGGAGUCACACAAUACUAUGCAUUUGUACAAGAAAGACAGAAAGUGCAUUGCUUAAAUACACUCUUUUCAAAGUUACAAAUCAACCAGUCUAUUAUAUUCUGUAAUUCGACCCAGCGCGUAGAGCUGCUCGCUAAGAAGAUAACGGAGUUAGGUUACUGUUGCUACUACAUACACGCACGUAUGGCCCAGGCGCACCGCAACCGCGUGUUCCACGACUUCAGGGCGGGGUUGUGUCGCAACCUGGUGUGUUCGGAUCUGUUCACUCGCGGUAUAGACGUGCAGGCUGUGAACGUGGUCAUAAACUUCGACUUCCCGCGCAUGGCGGAGACCUACUUGCAUCGUAUCGGUCGCUCCGGCCGCUUCGGCCACCUCGGUAUCGCAAUCAACCUCAUCACCUAUGAGGAUCGCUUUGCGCUUCACCGCAUCGAACAGGAGCUGGGCACGGAGAUCAAACCUAUACCAAAGGUGAUCGAUCCCGCCCUGUACGUGUCCCGCCCCGACGAAGACGACUCGGCAGAUAAGUAA